AUGGUUCUUAUUAAAUAUUGGGGCUUUUCAGCCUCCCAACCGUGCAGAACUGUUCUGUACGUCCUGAGGUCACUGGGUAUUGAGUAUGAACAUCAUGAAAUUAGGCCCAGACUUGAUACAAGAGCCGAAUGGUUCAUGAGUAUUAACAGAUUUUCAGGAGCUCCAGCUAUUGAGUAUAAUGGGACUAAAAUGAUAGAAAGUGUAGCCAUUUCCAGAUUUCUCUGUUCAAAAUAUGACCAAGAGUAUAUGUUAUUCCCAAAAGAUGAAGUAGCUAGACAGAAAGUUGAUGCUCUAUUAGAUAUAAACGCUUGCUAUCUUCGUCCAGUGUUCAUGAACAGCUAUUGGGAUUUAAAGCUCAGCCAGAUAUGAUUUAAUGCCCCUGAGAGGGACGAGGAGUUUACUUCUACAACUUUCGAUUCCAUCAAAAUAAAUCUUGGGCACUUGGAUCAGAUUGUUAAAUCGAAUAAGAAAAAUCACUCUUUAGAGAAUUGAACUUCUUUAUCAGGAUCUAACAAGACUCUUGCUGAUGUUCAAAUCUACAAUGAGGUAUAUAAUGUCGCUUAUCAAUUGGAGAUAAAUUUGAAAGAAGAUUUUCCUUAUUUACAAGAAUGGUAUGAUAGUUUCCAAAAUGAUCAGCUGAUGAAGGAAUUAGACCAGGAAAUGAUAAUCUCUUUUGACAAUAUCAUCAAAAUGUACAAAGAAAUACUUGAUAAGCAAGAGUCAUAGGCAUCUAAAGGGUACUGAUUACUUUCAAUAU
Molecule: messenger RNA, 757 nt
Organism: Moneuplotes crassus
Lineage: Eukaryota; Ciliophora; Spirotrichea; Euplotida; Euplotidae
Source: the annotation of a GenBank genome assembly